Messenger RNA from Striga asiatica, 1526 nucleotides. NCBI's taxonomy places the organism in Eukaryota, Viridiplantae, Streptophyta, Magnoliopsida, Lamiales, Orobanchaceae. The record is from the annotation of a GenBank genome assembly.
ACUCUCAUUUAACCUGCCAUUUAAAAUUCUUCUCCAUUAUUUCUUGUCGUUUUCCUUGUACAUUUUGCAUGAAUCAUUUUAGUGGCCUAAUUACAGAAUAAUAUUUACAUAUAGGAUGGGUUACAUUGUUUUCACAGAGGCGGUGGGUGUGUCUGUGGGUGUGGGUUUAUGUCGUGUGUUGCGGGUUUAGUUCUACUUUUGUUGAAGACGGUGUCGUUUUGAUCGAUGAUGCGAUCCAAAUUUCGUGGACAGAUGAAGAUUUCAUAUGUGCCACGUUGGAUUGGUGGCCUCCUGAAAAGUGUGAUUAUGGAAAAUGUAGUUGGGGAUCUGCUUCUUUGCUUAAUGUGGUUCUCUCUUCUCCCUCCAUUUCUCUCUUUCAUGUUUAUAUGAAUUACUUUUUCUCUUUAUGUGUAACUCUCCCUUUCUCUCUUUCCUGUUUAUAUGCAUUAAUUAAUUUAUCUCUUUGUAUGUAACACAUGAAUAAAUUAAAACUGGUUGCUCGAUCUGAAUUUAUUUAUAUAUUUUAAUUUUGAUCUCAUAGUAUGAUCUACUAAUUAAUUUAUAUAUGUAUUGCAACUUUUGUACUCAAUGUUGUUGGGGCGUCUUUAUUAAUACAGGAUCUCAAUAACUCAAUCUUCUUUAACGCGGUUAAAGCGUUUUCACCAUUGAAGAUCAAGUUGGGUGGCACUUUGCAAAACAAAGUUUUCUAUCAGACUACACACAACCAGAGAAAAUGCUUUCCUUUCAAAAAAGAUGCAUUGGAGAUGUUUGGUUUCACAGAAGGAUGCCUUUCGGUGAGUAGAUGGGACGAGCUAAAUUUGUUUUUCGCCAAAUCUGGUGCUCUCGUUAUCUUCGGAUUAAAUGCUCUUCGUAGAAAAACAAUAUACAACAAUAAGGCAACCGGCCUUUGGCAUUUCAUGAAUGCUGCAUCUCUUAUACAAUACACAAUUGAAAAGGGUUACAAGAAUAUCUAUGGUUGGGAAUUUGGUAACGAGUUGAGUGGAGACAAUGAAAUAGGAGUGGAAAUUGAUGUUGUUGAGUAUGCCUAUGAUACCAUUGCUCUACACCAAUUAAUAAAAGAUUUAUACAAGAAUGUUACGAUGAAGACACCACUAGUGAUGGCACCCGGAGGAUUCUAUGACAAGAACUGGUAUUAUUACUUCUAGCUCGCUACUCUUUAACAUGUCCGUGCGGGUGAUGUAACUUAAUAAUAAUAAAUUAUAUAAGUUGAACAUGUGCGAGCGGGUGAUGCCAUGCUUUUGUAUUUUCUAAGAGUAAACGAGAUGGUAGAACAUAAGAGAGGCGGGUCAAAUAAAUUCUCGUGGCCGAGUUCUUGUGAAACCAAGCACGGAUUUCAACAACCACCAAGAGAAGAGAUAAGUCUUUACGAACCAAGGCCAAAUACUCGACCUCCGCGUAUACGAAAAUGUCUGUGGAGCACGUCGAAUCAAUCCUAAUCAUCAUAUGCAUUAUCUUGGAUGUGUAGUUAUUAAUCUCAAGUAUCGAGAGUGUAAUGCAAAUUUUAA